Folsomia candida is the source of this 1217-nucleotide messenger RNA. RefSeq names its product retinaldehyde-binding protein 1. The transcript is spliced from 7 exons. The coding region runs from base 119 to 679 and encodes 186 amino acids. Gene Ontology annotation, cellular component: membrane. NCBI's taxonomy places the organism in Eukaryota, Metazoa, Arthropoda, Collembola, Entomobryomorpha, Isotomidae. Gene Ontology annotation, molecular function: phosphatidylinositol bisphosphate binding. The record is from RefSeq and is a predicted model, not a curated record.
AGCAUAACCUUGCAUUGGGUUGAGCUACCCGUUAAGUGAUACAUGUAUUCAACAUCUUCAUUUCAUUACUUAUCUAUCUUAAACCCGAUUCUUAUCAAAUGAAAUUCCAAAGUUGACCAUGGAGUUGAAAAGUAAUCAGAAAAUUGACAAAUUAAUUGAGCUUAGGUCAAAAAUUAAAGUUCACGAAAAACUCUGUCAUUUCUCGGACAUCUUGGACGAUAAAUUUGUAAAUGGAUUCUUGGAAGGGAAAAAAUAUGACGUGCAUGAGACAAUUUUUUGUCUGGAAAAUUACAUUGAGUUGCGAACUGUCAAGUACAGGAAGUUAAUUCAACCCUUCUUACCAUCCAGAGCAAGUUUGUUGGGAACCGAAUUCGUUAAUUUUCUAUCUAGCAGGGAUCAUCAUGGGAGACAUGUUGCAGUGUUUAAUAUUUCUGCCUGGAACCCGUCACUGGUCUCUCUACAAGAAGUAGUGGUAACUGGACUGUUCAUUUUUGAUGAAGCGAUAAGACGUUAUGUUGCGACAAGCGACGAAUUUGUACUCAUAGCCAACUAUGGAGGCGUGUCAUUCGAGCAAGCCAAAGUCAUCACACCACGACUUGCCUUCCAAGUACUGGAAUUGUACCUGAAAUGCCUCCCUGGGCGCCAAAAGCGGCGCAUAUCAUACAUGAAAACUUUAUAAUGAAUGGAGCUAUCCGAAUUCUGAAAUAUUUGUUGAGCAAAAAACUACGGGAACGGAUUCAUGUCCACUCAAAGAAGCUUGAUUCCUUGCAUGAACACGUGUCUAGGACAAUUUUGCCGACCUCAUUGGGUGGCACACUUACAAACGAGGAAGCCUUCGAUAACGGUCUUAUGGUAAAAAUAAGGGGGAAUGACGGUUUUUAUAAAAGCCUGGAAAAGUAAAAAAAGUGAUGAAGUUUCAAGUAUGCGCUAAGAAAAUUGUCGCGGCACUUGUCCAGUCGAUCUGAUCAAAUUAUGUACGAGUACGCUCAUAUGUAUAUUUAGAUCUAAUGGUAGUUUAAAAAUACUGGCAUUAUUCUAUAACAUAAAACGAUUUGGAACAUGUCUUGAAGGUAAAAGUUUUUGAUGGGGUGUGUUUAGUUUGUAGAAUAUGUUCAAAUUGUGAGAAUUACUUUAAUUAAACUUGUUCGCAAUUACGGGAAAUUGUGUGAUUUUAAAUAAAAAUACUAGUAUAAAUGCCAGAAUAUGUUAAUUUGAAA